Messenger RNA from Harpia harpyja (harpy eagle), 4596 nucleotides. RefSeq names its product testis specific 10 (gene TSGA10). Bases 562 to 2409 code for a protein of 615 amino acids. NCBI's taxonomy places the organism in Eukaryota, Metazoa, Chordata, Aves, Accipitriformes, Accipitridae. The record is from RefSeq and is a predicted model, not a curated record. The transcript has 18 exons.
GGGGGCGAGGCCGCCCGCCGGCCGUUGCCAGGCGCCCGGGGAACGCGGCGGGCGCCCGCCCGCGCGGGGAGCUCGCCGUUGGGCCGGGGCGGAGAGCGGGCGCGGCGGCGGACUGAAGAUCUGAAGAAGAUAAACCAUGAGCUAAGGCAACAUGUCAUACAACUUCUUGAUAAGAAGCAGGUGGUGGAAAGUCAAGUGGAUAGGUUCACCUGUAAAAAAGAUCAUCUGUGUAAAGAACUGGCUGUAAAUGGCAAACUGUCUGAGCAGCUGGAGAAAGAAUUGCUAUUCAAUACUGCUGAUAAGGAGCUUGAGGAAGCAAAGAUUCAAAUUCGACACCAGCAGAACAAGAUAAAGAAGCUGGAACAUACGGUGAAAACACUAAAAUCUAUCAUUUUACAAACAGAAGCUGAAAUAAAGCAAGGGAGGUCACCUUCAAGGCUUGAUACCUUUAUUAAGACAUUGGAAGAGGACAAAGAUUACUAUAAAUGUGAGGCUGAGAAUUUGUUGAAGGUAUUUCGAAACGCGUUUUCAAGUCCUAAGCGAACCUCUACUUGUGGCAGCAUGUCAAAAAAAUUUUCAACCAUCCAGGGAGUGAGUUCUGAUCCAGAAGUUUUGAAAAUACUGAGAGAACGUGAAGAACUUAAGUCAGCGCUGAAAAAAUAUCAGCGCCAUGUGGCAGAAAUUCAGGGUAACUUCAAGGUUUUAACAGCUGAGAGAGACAAAAUUGUCAAUCUUUAUGAACAGGCACAGAAAGAGAUUUCCCGACUUCGUCAGGAAGUUAUCAAAUGCCCCAGGACUCCUAAAAGUACUGUGACAGCUCAAGCUCUGUUAAGACAUGUGGAGAUAGAAAGGGAUACAGCACUGUCAGAUUUCCGAAGGAUGACUACAGAACGUGAUAGCCUCAGGGAGCAGUUAAAGAUUUCCCAAGAGACUGCAUUUAAUGAAAAGGCUCAUUUGGAACAGAGAAUUGAAGAGCUAGAAACGACUAUUCAAAAUUUAGGUAGUGAACAGUUAGAACAGAUGUCCGAAGUGGCACUAAUGAAAGACACCAUUGAUUCUCUGGAAACUGAGAUGAAAAGAUUGGCAAGAAGAGCACUGGACUCUGAAACUGAGCUGAGCCGACAGGAAGCUGAAUAUGUUUCACUUAGUUUAUUGAAUGAAAAGACAGAACAGAGUCUUUCAGAGACUCAGCGAAGCCUUGUUAAGAAAAAAUAUGAAAUGCAACUUGCCCAAGAGAAAAUUAUGCUUUUGGAUGAAAAAAUUGAUAACUUUUCAAGACAAAGUCUUGUACAACAACAGGAGAUCUGUGCUUUGAAAGAAACAAUUGCACAACUUGAUAAAGAGAAGGCAUCUUUGCAAGACUGUGUGGAAGAAGGAAGAGAGAAGAUUGUUACUUUUGAGGAAAGCCUGGCAAUUAAAGAGAAAAUAAUUUCGGAUUUCAAGAUUCUGAUUUCUGAGUUGGAGUGUUCCACAAAAAAAUCUGCUGAAGCACUCUGUACCUGUGAGAAGGACAUCACCAGUUUACAUCAACAGCUACAAGAAACCAACAAAGAACUUGUACAGACUAACAAGAACAGAGAAUCAUUAGCUCAGGAGAAUGACAGGUUACAAGAGCAUCUUUCUAAUAUUAAGCAAGAAAAUCAGGCACUAUAUAAAAAACUGGCAAAGUACCAAACUGAGCUUGAUGAUAUGAAGUUGAAAGCCCAGGAUUCAAGUACAGAUAUUGUCAGGCUGAAGGGUGUACUGAAGUCUAAAGAGAGAGAGAACUGCGAGCUUUUGGAGAAUUACCACAAAGCCCAUGAACAAGGAGAAAGUUGGGAAGCAAAAUAUCAUCAAGCAGAAGCAGAUUGUAGCUCUGUUAGGCUGACACUGAUCAAUGCGGAGUCUGAGAACCGCAGGUUGAAAGAGAAAAUGGAGUCCCUUGAAACAGAGAUGGAGCAACUGCAGAGCAAGUGUGAGUCAUCCCAUUCUGAAAUAGAGCUGCUGAGAAAACAACUGGGAAAUGAAAGAGCAUCUAUGAAAAACCUGGAAUCUUUGCUUGUGUCCAGUCAUGAGAAAGAAUUUCAGUCACAGAGAGCAAAGCAAGAAAAAGACUCUGAAAUUCAGUUUCUCAAGGAACAGCUUGCUUUAGCAGAAAAUAAACUUGCUGUGCAGAGUCAAGAUUUUACUCAGCUCAGAAAUAGAGCAGCUCAGCUAGAGUCAGAACUGGUUAUCACCAAAAGACAGCUGGGGACUGAGCGCUUUGAAAGGGAAUGUGCUGUACAGGAGCUUCAACGCCAGAAUCGUACAAUCUCGUAUCAGUUAAGUUCUACGUUAAGAACAUCAUCACCUGAACAUUCCCAUCAUCGACCUCCUGAUUGGUCUCUGGACUGGUCCCUGGAAGGGAAUUCUUGUUUCAAGGAUUUAUAAUGUUAUAUUCACAAUGGCUUGUGAAGACUCUGCACACCAUCUGGAGAGUUAAAGCUUAAUGCUCAUUUAAUUAUCACUUUUCCCUGCUGAAUGCUAAAUUUCAUUAAAUCUAUUUCACAAAUGCUGGCACAGGUUUUUCAUCAGUGUUAAUGUUGUUCAGUGGGAAGAAAUCAGUCUAGAUAGCUUCCUCUCCCACCCUUCUCCCAGCUCUUGUAUUAUUGUGUGAAGUGGCCCAUCUCAAUAAACAGAAAAAACCCACAAGUUCCAUUGACUUUACUGACAGUGUGCUUUUAUUUUAGAAAUGUGCAUAAUUUUAAAAGGUUACUGAAAAAAGGGAAAGAAAAUAACAAUAUAAAAUUUUGUUAAGGGGAAAAAAGAGUCUGUAUUUAGGUGUUAUGAUUUGGAUGUAUUUUUGCUGAACUAUGUGAGUAUUAUUCUUGAGAGAAUGCUGUGCCAUCUCAAGAUAGGAAGAGUUUGGAGGUUUUUUCCCCCCUUAAAACCUGACUGACUUAUUAAUCUGGAUAAAUAAGAUAGUAAUGCCAGCAGUUACCAGUGUUUCGAUAUCCAUCUAUGAAGAUAUGUAUUUUUUUUGUAUGUUUCCCUGCAUACUGGAGGUGUGUUCAACAGUUUUAUUAAAACUGCAUGAAGUGUCUAGUUAGAGUUCUUUAAUAUGAGUGAGUACUGUUUGGUGAUAGUUAUUGGCAUUUAAACUUGCUCAGAAUUUCUGCACUUUAUGUCAUAACAUUUGUCUAUGUUCUAUAUUCUCACACUUUAAAUGCAAGAGAAAAUGUAAAAUUCUCUCCUAUAAAUCAUCUGGGAAAUCUGUACUUCUGUACUUGGAAAUAGAGAAGUAGUUCCUGUUUAAUUCAUUUAAAUUAUCAAUUUUUUUAAUAGAUUCAUCCUUCUUGCUAUCUUCAUAAAAGAAUUUUGAAAAAGGUCUCCAGUUUAUUUUGCAAGCAAAGGCACGUUGGUAUGGUAAUGGUUUAAACGUACAUCUUGCAUGUAUGUUCCUGCGUAUGAAUUUGGUUUGUGAUAACCUGACUACUAACAUUAACAUUUGUAUCUGAGUAAUGAUUAAAGACAGCAUAACCCAUAUGAAUGCUCCUAACUGCCUUUUAAAACCUGUUGAUGUGAGCUGUAGAUAUGAUUCUGUGUUGCUUUUUAGGAACAGGUAGCUUUAAAAAGCCUUUAAAAGUAUUUUGAUGAAUAAUGUAAAAAAAAAAAAAAAAGUAAAAUAUACCUGCAACAUAACUUCUAGGAUUAUCUUCCAUAAGAGCAACACUAUUUUUCACUAAAGGUGACUUGAAUUUAAUUUUUAGGUCCUGAUUCUUCAUUCUCUAUUUGGCGGACAGCCACAGAAGUCAUUUCAGCAAUCACCAGUGUUAAUGGGACUAUUUGCAAGUAAUAAAGACUGUAAGAUCAGACAUAAUGAUAUUAACCAUUUCCACAUUAUGCAGUUAUUAAAAGGCAUAUGGUACGCUUUUCCCAGAUGAGAGAAGAUGAUCAUCUCAUCAUCCCAGAAGAUGAGAAAGUGAUUUGUUGUUUUGCAAUCAUAUUGCUGUAUUGAUUUUUUUAGAAGAUGAUCACAAAAAAGUUUAAGAAAUGUGAUCUUAGUCUGCAAAACUAAUACCCUAUAAUUUAGAAGAUGAGAAGGAGAGAUUAGAUAAACAUAAAAUAGAUAAAACUGAUCAUACUGUGCAGAGGCCCAUGUCCUCAGACAUAAUUCCUUAGUUGCAAUAAUGAUAGUUUUUCCACAUAAGAUCAUAAAGAAGUCAGUAACGAGGUGCUCCUACAAAGUAAAAGUGCAAGAUCCUUAAGCAAUUUGGACUUUAAAAUUCUUAGGUAGAGAGGAUUAAGGGAAUAUGAGAUUAUAAAUAUCAAGCUGUAAUAAACUUGCUUUUUGUAGAGUACUCUGAUAAAGUAAUAGCCUUUAUUAUUAGGGUUAGCCUUCGUUUAGAAAACGUUACGAAAAUGAGAACCUUGUUUUUCUACAGGCAAAUUACAAAGGCAUCAUCAGGUCAUGGAUGAGGCCCAAGCAACUUUUGUCAAUGGUGAUGGGACAUAGACUUCAAGUGACUUCUGACAGCAAUUAAUUGCUAUGUAAUUAUUGAUGGUUAAAAAAAAAAAAAAUCAUUCAAGUGAGUAUAUUCAGAGAGCAGUAUCACUGUAGUGGCAACCCCCCAACUG